Messenger RNA from Polistes dominula (European paper wasp), 1762 nucleotides. RefSeq lists its product as uncharacterized. The record is from RefSeq and is a predicted model, not a curated record. Lineage: Eukaryota; Metazoa; Arthropoda; Insecta; Hymenoptera; Vespidae.
AGUUUUGAUUCUAAAUUCAAAACCGAUAGUGAUAUGUUUAAUUAGGUUAUAACUAAAAAAUAUUCUAACUUUGAGAAUGAUGUGCUUCUAUUCUAAUCGAAUUAUCGUGUAUAAGAAAAUGUAUAUAAAUGCCAUCGAUUUUCUUUCGUUCUAUCAACUUGUAAAAUUUCAUCAAAAUUAAAAUGGACGACUUCAAAGAUGCUUCCUUUGAGUAUCUCUUCUCCUUUGGGAAUGUAAGAAAAAGGAAAUCUAACCCUUUUCUCGGAAGCAACAUUAUUGAACGCAGCACGUAAUCUUUAAUUGACCCUCCUAUAUAUCUUCGGAGAACAGUGUGUCGGUGAAACGAAACUUAUAAACUAUAUGACAACCUUUAUGAACAAAAAAAAAUGAUGACAUUGGAAUAAAGAAAGAUACUUCUGCAAAAAAAGGAAUCAGUUUCUAAUAAACAGAAAUAUUACAAAAAGGAAGUAUUCAAACUCUGCGAAUUAUUACAAAUAUAUCGUAAAGAUACCGACGCUAAUUCAAUAAAUUUUCUCAUUGCGAUAGAUAAAUUAAGACUGAUUGAAAUUCAUAAAAAACAUAGUAAAGUUUACAAACAAAACAUCUUAUUAUGGAAAUAAUAAGCAAACAUAAACAACUCUUCAGAAACAUUGAAAUUCAAUAUACGUUUCGUAAACAUUGCUCGAAAUCCAAUUUAUCCAUCAUUUAACGAAAUAGUUUACAUAGAGUUUUCUCGAAAGAAGUCUCGUUCGACAUCUUAGCAAAUCCUCUUUUUGAAUGGGGUCUAGGCUCUCUUGGACACCAGAUAAUAAAGAUCUUAUUCCGAUGGUAGAAACUUUCUUAAAAUUCAAUGUAAGCUCCAUGAGUAUCUCUGAAAGAUCCGGUCGACAACCCCCGUCGAACAAGCAGCCCCUUCAGCCGAUGGCGACGGUGCCUGGUUUCCUGGUUACCAUGGCGAUUCUUUUGCUUGACAGGUGGCUCCAAACCCCACCCCACCCACCUCCACCUCCACUUCCUCUUCCUCCUCGUCCUCCUUCUCCUCCGUCAUGCCGUACUACCCCUCUAGACUCGUUCGUUCUGCCUGCCACGACUACGACGAACCAAUCGCGCACAGCGAAAAAAUAUUCAAUCACGCGUCAAGAACUGGAGGGUGGUAGUGGUAUGGUAGUGGUGGUGGUGCUUGCGUCGGUUCUGACGAUGGUAGUUGCCGAGGAGAAUCAACUCCGUUCUCUCUCUUUUUCUCUUUCUUUCUCUCUUUUUCGUACUCUUUCUAUUUCCCGCUUGCUUACUCGCUUGCUCAUCCCACUCUCCUUUCACGGACGAGAAACGAAAGUCGAUGGCGGUGGUAUGGUGAUCGAACCACCCCCUUCCGAUGCGGAGAAACAGCAAACCCCUACCCCGAUCAAAGUACGAUGGAAUAAUAAAAUGCCUCCGAUUACAUAUUCAAAAUCAAUGGCUCCGUACCUUCUACAUACAAAGGGGUGGGUGGGGUUUACCUCCUCCACUGUCAAGCUUACGAAGGGAGCAGGCAAGCGGAAUAUGGUCGUACAUACUCUAAGACAAUUGAAGAGAAAACGGAUGAGAGAAUGCUACGCGAAGAUUAAUCAGAGACUAAUUGAUCCUCCUGAGAUUAAGGUCAACCUUUCAAGACGGUGCAUUGAGAAAAAUCUGUUGGUAAUGGAAUUAAAUCAGAAUGAUAAAAAAUGAGUAAAUCCUUACUAAAUUGUAAUCUUCAAAAUUAAUUUCUAACAAUAAACAUUUA